AAUAUGCAUCUAAUGGAAAAAAUGAAGACUUGUGCGACCACGAGCAGCUUUUCUUUUCGCGGAUACACCCCCUCACCCCCGUCUACGGCCCCCUUACCGACGAAGUUCCACGGCAAAGAACUCAUGAUGAAUAGCAUACGAAGUGCGCCUAAUCUACCGACUCACCCCAAGUCCCGUUUGAAAGAGCUGCACCUCCCCGUCAGAACUCUGAGGGGCAGAUCGCCAACAACAAGUAGCGACAUUCUACAAAUACAAGGAAGCGCUUUCGAAAUAGAGUUCAGUGAAAAGUCAAAUCAAUCAAUAUCAGAGUUCAAAGGACGACCCGGCCAUUUGAUGAUCUCUGACAAAGAGAGACUCUACGAAAUGAAGGGUAGGCCAAGAAAGGAUCUGUUAUUGGUAAAUAAGAGGUCAAAGAAUAGUUUAUUAGAAUAUAAAGGUAGAAGAAUGAGGCAUAAGUAUUCGAGUAAUGAGAGUAUGACAACUAGCAGUAGUGGUGGAAGUAUGGAGAGCAUUAAGAGUAGUACUAGCGAGGGUAAUAGGAGUACUUCUAGUUCGGAGAGUAGACAGUCACCCACGCUGAGUUCGCAUAGUUCGGAAUCUGGUGCCCCACACGGCAACAAGAUCCACAUCCUCAGUCCAAUAUCCGACAAAUCGUCCCAGGAACCAAUAUCGGAGACGUCCGACAACAAUAAGAACAAUAACUCCCAGAAGUGUUCUCCCGAAGAAGUGGCACCGAACACGGAAUAUCAAAAAACUAAACGUCGCCCUCUUCAGAACAAAAACUUAUUGAAUUUAGGUUUUCAUACCAAUCCGGAAAUUCAAGGAUCCGACAGCGGAAUUUCAAUUCAGUCGCGCGAAGGGAUCAAAUCGAGAUUCGGAUCCACCAUAGCCGCAUUAUCAGCACCACAGAAUCAGCAAACCUUUUUCGAUUUACCGUUUGACAUGCCAAAAUUGAGACGCCGAAGAGGACUCCCAGAGAUAGGAUGUACUUCUAGUAGCGCCGCGUCGGUGGAUCUCCGAGAUAUGCCCUUUGACAUGCCCAAGUUGAGGCGUCGCAUGAGACAACAAUCCUCCAACCUGGAAGUCAGUGCGUCCCAAGCUUCGUCCAGCCAAAGCAUCAUGAAGGUAGAUAGACAAGAGCAGAGACCUAUAGCAGGUCCGGUUAUUGAUGGAGAACAUAGAAAUAUCAUAAGAAUGGCCUCCAGAAGUGUCAUAGAGCAGUUCACAGAAGGCAUCAUUCGCGUAGUGAAUUCAUCCAAAGCCAAAUUGACGAUUACUAAUAUGGGUCAGAGUUCACAAGAUUAUCCUGAUGCUGAAACCCGAUCAUUGAUCAAAUUCAAUGUGUUAGAUUGA
Leptinotarsa decemlineata (Colorado potato beetle) is the source of this 1353-nucleotide messenger RNA. RefSeq names its product SH2 domain-containing adapter heavyweight (gene hwt). The record is from RefSeq and is a predicted model, not a curated record. NCBI's taxonomy places the organism in Eukaryota, Metazoa, Arthropoda, Insecta, Coleoptera, Chrysomelidae.